AUGGCCUUCGUCGUUAACGAGACGGCCUUCGACAGUGUCGAACAUUGGGCCGUAUUCCACGCUCGCCAUUGCUGCCACAUCGAUUCCCGCUACGAAGACGUACUCUGGGAGCUCUGCCGUUCAGCCACUCUGCAGUUACGAGUUCGCGAUUUAUCCAAUGGAUUGGAAAAUCCAGAAUCUCCAACAUACCAUCCAAUGCAGGAAAAGUGGAAUUGGUUCUUCAACUACACCUGGACAUACAAACUGGACUCGGACAUUAUUCAUCCCUACUUUAUCGUAAGAAAUCAUCGAGGUGAAGCAGUCGGGCCAAAGAUUAAUGCACACUGGAGGAAUGUAACUAGAAUGAGACCUACAAAGGAAUCUAUAAUAAGAGAAUUAAAGAAUAAGACAAGUGCUGCAGCAUGGUUUGUGACAAAUUGCGAUGGGAAUACAAAGCGUUUAGCUUACGGACAUGGAUUAAAUCGGGCUUUAGGUAAAUAUAAUCUGAACGUUGAUAUUUACGGACGCUGUGGGGAUAAGAUCUGUUCAAAAGGCUUGUUUGAAGAUUGUCAAAAGACAGUGCAAUCGUUUUAUUACUUUUAUUUGGCAUUUGAAAACUCAUACCACGAGGACUAUGUUACUGAAAAGUUAUUGACAGCUUUAAAACACUAUGCAGUGCCGGUGGUUUUAGGAGGCGCAAACUAUUUAAGAUUCAUGCCUGAUGGAAUAUAUUUAAACGGCAAUAUUUUGUCAGAAGAUGCUGUAGCGGAGAAAAUAAAUGAAGCCAUACAAGACAAACAAAAGUACUAUGAUUAUUUUAAAUGGCAUCGAUAUUAUACGUACCAAUUUACCGAUGAGAGAAAUGACACUGACCCACUUUGUUCAUUCUGCACUUUACUUAACGACGAAUCAAAAAGAAAUCAAAGACGCGUGUACGCGCACUUUGACAAGUGGUGGAACGACUCAAAGAACAAGACGGAGGAUAUUGUGGUGAAAUACGAGGAUUCUGGGCCACACAUAAAAAGUGUCGUAACGUAUAGAGAACAAAAAGUUGAAGAUAUAACGGAUUAUGACGCUGUACUUUUCACUGUAAAGGGCCUUGGAGGAGGAGACGAUUUGCCUCUUGCACGAUCUGACAAUCAGUGGUAUGUAUUUGUUUCUCUGGAAUCUCCGACGUACUUCCCAUUUGAUAAAAGAUGGAACUGGUUUUUCAACUAUACCUGGACAUACAAACUGGACUCCGAUAUCAUUCACCCCUACUUUAUUGUGAGGAAUAAACGUGGUGAAGUUGUAGGACCAAAAAUCAAUGCACGCUGGAGGAACGUAAGCAUAAUGAGACCUACACAGAAAUCUGUAAUAGAAAAAUUAAAAACUAAAGACACGGCUGCAGCGUGGUUUGUGACAAAUUGUCAUGGAAAUAGCAAACGGUUAAUUUACGGCCACGGUUUAAAUCAGGCUUUAAGUAAAUUCAAUUUGACCGUUGAUAUUUUCGGGCUAUGUGGAGAUAAGUAUUGUUCGAGGGACAAAUGGGAAGAUUGUUUAAAUUUAGUGGAAUCACGUUACUACUUUUAUUUAUCGUUUGAAAACUCAUUCUGCGAAGACUACGUUACAGAAAAGUUGAUGACUGCAUUGGAACACUAUGCAGUACCGGUGGUUCUGGGAGGCGCGAACUAUUCAAGAUUUAUGCCCGAUGGAAUUUAUUUAAAUGGCAAUUUGUUAUCAGAAGAAACAUUAGCAGAGAAAAUGAACGAAGCCAUACAAGACAAGCAGAAGUACUAUGAUUAUUUUAGAUGGCAUCAAUAUUAUACUUACCAGUUUACAGCAGAGAGCGGUGACACCGAUCCACUCUGUUCGUUCUGUGCUUUACUGAAUGACGAAUCAAAAAGAAAUCAAAGACGCGUUUAUGCGCGCUUUGACAAGUGGUGGAACGAAUUUAGAACACAGAAUGAUACGGAAGAAAUUAUUGUGAAAUACGACGAUUCUGGGCCGCAUAUAAAAAGUAUAGUAACAUACAGAGAGCAAAAGGUUGAACCAAAAACGAUUGUUACUCCUUCAACGUGGCAAAAUGUUAAUAACGUUUUUGAUGAUUUCAUGAACUAUAUCUUUCCACCAUAA
Molecule: messenger RNA, 2094 nt
Organism: Hyposmocoma kahamanoa
Lineage: Eukaryota; Metazoa; Arthropoda; Insecta; Lepidoptera; Cosmopterigidae
Exons: 5
Coding region: 1-2094 (697 amino acids)
Cellular component (GO): membrane
Molecular function (GO): alpha-(1->3)-fucosyltransferase activity
Source: RefSeq, a predicted model, not a curated record